Messenger RNA from Porites lobata, 5113 nucleotides. The record is from the annotation of a GenBank genome assembly. Lineage: Eukaryota; Metazoa; Cnidaria; Anthozoa; Scleractinia; Poritidae.
CUCAGCCAUUCAACAUGGCGGAAAGGUUGAGCUUGCAGCUUGCAUUCGCGUUAAUCGCGCUGAUUGCUGCUAUAUUCUACAGCGGCAAAGCGCAGUUUGUUUUAAACAAGAUUAAUCAGAUUAUCCAUGGGAAAAGAGGUUGCUCUCCGAUCGUCAGUAUUGGACAAGUCACGCUUCAUUACUUUGGAUUUCGAGGAAGGGCUGAGGGGAUUCGACUUAUGCUUGAAGACUUCGAGAUUCCUUACGCGGAAACAAACUAUUCUGCCAACGAUUGGCCUCGAAUAAAAGAGAAAGGAAUAGAAACGGGAAUGUUUACUUUUGGCCAAGGUAUGCAAGGAAGGCAAUCCAAAAUUCGAUUAUAAACAGGCUAAAAACAUCGUACACUAGUACUUACAUGUAAUAUGCGAAGCAAAUUUUCAAAGCGUAUUUUUUCUUUUGUUUUCUUACAAAAUUUCCAUUCAAGUCUUCAAGUUUUCAGUUUAAAUCAUUCGUUUUUUCAAAUAUAUAUUUUUUUUAUUUAGUUAUUUUUUUAUGUCUUGACGUUCAUCUUUUUCUCGAGUUCUAAUGCAGUAUUUUCGAAAUUGAUUUGCAAAUCGAUGGUUUGUAGUGAGCUCAAAGAAAGCCUCAAUACAAGCCAAUCAUUCAGUGCCAUGACAUUAAACAGAUGGAUUUAACUCAUCAAAUAUUAAUACUGGUUAAUAUGUUUGUACAGGGAAACCAAGCACAACUUUUUUUCUUUUUUUUUUUAAAUGAGAGUUGCCAUGAGAAAUUAUUAAAGAUGAAUACUUAAUGUAUUCAUUAAUUUUUAAAUGAGUCUUUUAAAAGUAUCCUAAUCUUAUGCUAAGGAUGAGUCUUAGGUAGACAAAGGGGAGCUAAGUGUCUCGAGCUAAAUUAGAUGAAAGAGUGGCGUAAUGACCAGUUACUAAAAAUAUAUUUAUUAUGCCUUAUCCCUUUACUCCUGACCCGGCAUUGUCCAUCAUGUUCUAACCACAGUGAAGAUUACAUCAAACAUAGACUAAUUUAGUUAGACUGACUUCACUCUGCCAGUGCAAAGAUUUAAGUGAUGACCAUAAUUUAGUCAUUAUGUAACCUUUCCUACUUGCAUCUCUGAAAUUAAUGAUAAAGAUAAAAAUUUAUAAUAAUAAAAAUAAAAGCAAAAAAGAUUUUUUCUAAAUAUCAGCUUUUUUGUGUGUCAUUAUUAUUAUUCCUGUCGUUUUAAUGACUGGAAUAAAGGUUGAAAUUCAUCACUAUGAUUCACCUGUGUCAUAUUUUUGUAUUUUAUUUACUACUUACAGUUGUGUUUAUUAAUUAUUAUCAUGAUUUUUGUUUUUCAGUUCCAGCCAUUACAACUUCUACUGGAUUACAGCUUGUUCAAAGCAAAGGUUUCUUAAUCAAAUUCAUAAUAAUCAUUCAUUAAACUUUUUAAUGAUGUCUACAGAUCAGUGCAGAUCCAGACCUUCAAAUAAGGGAAGGAGGGGUUGGGAGGGGGGGGGAGGGGUGGGUCAUCCAGACCCUGAGAUAAGAGGGGGGCCUGGUCUCCAAAAAAACGUUUUGUGGCCCUUCAGGCCUCAGUUUGGAAUAAAAAUCAGUAGGGGGGGGGACCUCCUGGGCCCCUCCCCUGGAUUCGCCGCUGCAGAUGGUCUAUCCCACGGAUGUACGUGACAUUAUUUUGCCAUAUAAUUUACAGUGUUUGACACUAAGGCUAGUCCACUAGCCUGGGGCUAGUGAAACUUUAGGCUGGGCUAGUAAAAGUAUGCUUCUACUAGCCCCUAGACCAGUUGAAUAGUUUAGUCAGGGCUUCUGAUGUUUCGUGUUUCAUCUGGUGAUUUUCAGAAACAAAAAUUGGCUGUUUCGGGAAAAAGUUUGAUAUUUCUUCUCAAAAAGUCAAAAAUCAUUUUUUUUAAGGAGAAAUUAAUUUUCGAAGGAUUUUCAGGGGCAUGCAAAAAAAUAAGCCCAGUUCACGUUUUUCAUCCGAAACAAUCAGUUAAAAACAAAACAAAUCAUUAAACAUUAAUUUCCUUUUUAACAGGGAUAUUUUCUUAUUGAAUUAUUAAUGAGUUUGAGAAUAUAAUUUACAGUGUUUGACAUCUAAAACCUCCUGGUAGUUUUGUCCACUAGCCAAGCUGGGGUGAAUAAAAACCGUAAAAGAUAAGCUUUAUGUUUUGGCUUGUAUUUGGAAAUAUGCUUUGGCUUCUUUAUUUAGCCCCUAGACCAGUUUAAUAGUUUAGUUGACAAAAUUGCUUUUCUAUAACUCAAUAAUGCUUUAUCUAUUCAGUAGUUUGUUAUAAGUAUUUAAUGUAAACAAAGGGCUUGCUAUCUAUAUCAUAGCCAGCUGAGCUGGAGUUGUAGCCUCUCCCUUGAAAUCAUUUUUUGACUCGUCCCAAUUCUCUGGUAGUAUUAACGUCCAAGAUGGUGGGAUAGCAUUAUUCCCCCCCAAAAAAAUCAUUGAUGGUGCUGCAAAAUAUGCCUGCUUUGAAGGCUAUCCAUAUCGUGGAAGUAUUGUACAACUGACUCGCAAAAAGGGAGCCAUGUAGGAAGUGGAAUAGAGAAGACUGGUUCCUAACCCCCUGAUAUUUUUUUCCGGGCUUUGUUUUGGACCAGCGGCUUGCCUUCAUGGGCUAGUCAUGUAUUUCACUUAGUAGCCCAUUGCCUAGUUUCCAAAAAAGUCAGUGCAUGCCGAGGACUGUUUUGUGGCCAUUAUUUUUUCACAGUGCAAAAUGUCAUGUCUCUCAUAGUGGAAAACUGGUUAGGUCCAGUUUGAGGAAAAAGCAAAGGAUGGAAUCUUGCAUAUUUGGACAUAAUCUAUUUUCUUGCAAAUGUGUAUAACCAAAGAGAAAAAAGAAAAUAUUACUGACUAAAGAACAACAGAAUGUCUUCAAGAACCCAAUAAAAAAUCUUAAACACUACCAAAUUUGUUUCUUUCUUUGUUUUGUUUUCUUCUGUCUUUUAUUUCGUUUUGUUUCCUUUUCCUUUUUGUUUUUGUUUUGUAAAUUUGUUUUGAGUUGUUUGUUUUUGUUUCUUCAGUCAUAAUGCAUCAUAUUGGUCGGUCUGUGGGACUAGACUGCGACUGUUCAGAUAUUCAUACCUGUGAAAUGCUGGUUUUUGGUGCAGGUAAAACAACGUAGUUUAAAAAUGGUCAUUAUGCUUUAAGGCAAAUUAGAGAGAACAUACAUGUACAGUGUAUUAAAAUAAUAUCACCUUUACGUGUACAAUAUCAUUGUUCUUGUCUCAAGAAAGUGCAACAGAAUAGGUUUCCCCUAAACUCAACCUGCAAACUUCUGAGUGCAAAGUCAUAUUUAAUAAUUUGAAACAGUGAAAAACUUAAGGAAAAGAGAAACUUUCAGAGAGUCCAGCAUCAGAAAUACAAAACACAUAUAUUUGUAGAAUAAAGUUAUGUGCUUCAUCAAACUUAACAGUCAUGAAUGUUCAUUUGAAAAAAAAAAGAAAAACAAAUACCUCUGAUCCUUUGUUGUGGGGAUCUUGUUUGUCUUGUUCUUCCUCCCAAGCUGAAGUUAUGGUGUGCAUUAUUUAUUUUAUUAUUUAUUUACUUUUUUUCACAGAGGACUUAAGAGGAAAGCUUGGCCCAGUUCUUUACAGUACAAACUUCUCUGUAAAGAAGAGAGAUGAGCACCUUCAGUCUACAGUCUUCACCUGGCUGUCAUACUUUGAGAAGCUUGCUCCUGUUAAUUCUACCGAUGAGGGCAUUGACGGCUUGUACUUCGCAAGUGAACGGCUUACCUGGGUUGACUAUGUUCUAUUUGAUCUGUUAGACACCUAUGUUGAAUUCGGAAAAUUAGCCUUUGAUGGCCAAGUAGAAGUGAUAGAUGUAUUGGCUAAUUUCCCAAGGCUUAAAGCGUUUUAUGAGAAUUUUGCAAGCCGGCCAAGGAUUGCUAAGUACUUAAGAGCAGAAAGAAGAGUUCCGUUUAGACUGUAAGAUCAGAAGAGUGGUUUAUCCGUUGAGAAGUGAUCUCCUUCACUUUUGUCCUUGCCUCAGUUAUUCAAAGGGUAGAUAAAGCUACCCACUGCAUGGAUAAAUCUGUAUCCAAUGGGUAAUGCAAUACUUGUCCGCUGGAUAGUGAUUUAUCCGGUGGAUAACGCUAUCCAGCAUUUGAAGAACUCACUGGGGCCAGGUUCCCCCUGUAAAUUCAUCAAGUGUAAAUAGUUUUAGCAUGAUUUAAUUUACAAACCACAACUACGAUAAGAUGGUGUCAUUCUUCCCUGUUAGGGAUUUUAAGAUCCAAGGACGCGAUGGCAGCGAAAACGUCGUUUAAAAAGUGAUUUAAUAUUUUGCAUUCUUUUAGUCUUGGUGACGAUAAUUCCUACCUGCUUACUUUGUCAAACGUAAGCGAACCCUCCUGAAGUUAAGAAAGAGAAAUAAAAUUUUGUCGUCGCUUGUUUACGUCUUCCAUAAAAGUUGAAAUUAGGCAGUUUCACAUCGUAGUCGUACGAAAAUGGCAAAGGAAUGUACAAAAAAAAGUGUGCUACACGUGCAAAGCUGUUGUUUUGCCUACUAAACCUAUUGUUCUUGUUUGUUUGUUUGUUUGCUUGUUUGUUUGUUUGUUUUUUGACAUUCUUGUUGCCCUUGCGUCGUCGGAUCUUCAAGUCCUUAUCUAUCUGAGACGCGACGGGGAGAGGGAUGCAUCUUUUUUCUACUUACUCGUCUUCCAACUUUUCUGCAUGCUUCCCUAAGGCAAAAAAAGAACGCCUGACCGCAGGUUUAUCAAACAGGUGACAUGUCUUCAUUCCAUGUCUAGACUCUGGGAAGUACAGUGGGUUUGGACAAAAGAUGUCAAAGGAACGGUUAUGUUUGAAGAAAAUUUAAAAACUUAUUUAAUGGACCUGAGAAGCAGUCUCAAUAGACUCAAAGAGUCAGGAUAAGAUUAAAAAUAUAUAUCACUAUCAUAAAAAAAAAAUUAAAUCUGAGUACAUUUUUGAGGAUGUAACCAUAGCAACUUUUUCGCAAUCAUAAAUAAUUUAUUACCCACGUUCACUACUGAGAGAUCACCAUUCACUGUCUUAAAAAUUUUUAAAGUCUAGUCAUUGUCACUAGCUAAAGGACAUCUAUCUUUUUAGGCUUUUUAAAGAUUACAUUUUGCAUUAGUGUGAAGCGAUA